CACUUGCUUCCAAGAGUUCAACUUCUGAUAUUUGAACAUGAAGAACCUUGCAACAUCUCUUCACAUUUGUCUCUUUCUUGUUAUUGGCUUCGCCUUCCUUUCGUCUCCUUCUCAUGCGAACUCGUGUAACGGCCCCUGCCAAACACUGGAUGAUUGUGAUGGCCAAUUGAUUUGCAUAAACGGAAGGUGCGCUGACGACCCCCAGGUGGGCACGCACAUAUGCGGUAAUUCGCCUCAGUCUCCAUCUAGCGGCGGAUGUCAGCCUUCGGGCACUAUGUCUUGCGACGGACAAUCUUACCCUAAAUAUGAUUGCUCCCCGCCCGUGACAUCCUCGACCCGAGCCACCUUGACGAACAACGACUUCAGCAAAGGAGGUGAUGGAGGGGGCCCAUCGGAAUGUGAUGAUAGGUACCACGAGAAUUCCGAGCUAAUCGUUGCACUGUCGACCGGGUGGUAUGCUGGCGGGUCUCGGUGCGGCAAUAAGAUAAGUAUAACGUCCACGAAGACCGGGAGGAGCGUGAUGGCCAAAGUGGUCGAUGAAUGUGACUCGAGGAACGGGUGUGAUGAUGAGCAUGACUAUCAACCACCAUGCAGGAACGAUAUCGUUGAUGGGUCGGAUGCCGUGUGGCAUGCUUUGGGGUUGGACAUAAAUGUGGGUGAAGAGGACGUGGUCUGGUCCAUGGCAUAGUACAGUGUGUUUCUUUCUAAGCCCGUUCUAGCGGGAUUAGAAGAAUAAAUAAGAAGUCCGGCCAUUAAUAAACCUCGAUAUCAUGCAAUUGUGGUUGUCUCUGGGUAGCGCGGAAUGUAUCUAUACACAUUGACGGCCAUUUUUGUGUGGUUACUCUAUAUGUGAUUACACAUUCA
Rhodamnia argentea is the source of this 864-nucleotide messenger RNA. Its product is annotated as kiwellin-like. Lineage: Eukaryota; Viridiplantae; Streptophyta; Magnoliopsida; Myrtales; Myrtaceae. The transcript has a single exon. Bases 38 to 688 code for a protein of 216 amino acids. The record is from RefSeq and is a predicted model, not a curated record.